Molecule: messenger RNA, 800 nt
Organism: Panicum hallii
Lineage: Eukaryota; Viridiplantae; Streptophyta; Magnoliopsida; Poales; Poaceae
Product: myb-related protein 340-like
Exons: 2
Coding region: 30-800 (256 amino acids)
Biological process (GO): regulation of DNA-templated transcription
Cellular component (GO): nucleus
Molecular function (GO): sequence-specific DNA binding; DNA-binding transcription factor activity
Source: RefSeq, a predicted model, not a curated record
AGAGCUUGCAAGAAGACGGCUCAGAGAGGAUGGGCAGGACGUGCGGCCGCGCCGGUGGCGAGCCUGCGGUGCGCAAGGGGCCGUGGACGCUGGAGGAGGAUCUCGUCCUAGUCGGCUACAUCUCCCAGCACGGGGAGGGAUCCUGGGACAACCUCGCGCGCGCCGCUGGCCUGAACCGGAACGGGAAGAGCUGCAGGCUGCGGUGGCUCAACUACCUGCGGCCGGGGGUGCGGCGCGGCAGCAUCACGCCGGCGGAGGACGCGGCCAUCCGGGAGCUCCACGCGAGCCUGGGGAACAAGUGGUCCAAGAUCGCCGAGCACCUCCCCGGCCGCACCGACAACGAGAUCAAGAACUACUGGAGAACCAGGAUCCAGAGGAGACCGGCAGCCAGCGCCCAGCAGCAGCAAGCGUACCGCGCGCCCGCGACGGCGGCGGCCAUAGCCGCCAGCGAGGGCGCGUCGUCGUCGUCGUCCGCGUCGGCAAGCCACGGCAGCUCCGCCGCCGGCGACUGGUGGUACGUGGAGCCAAACCACCCCGAGCAGGGAGCGGACCGCUCCCAGAAGAGCGUGGCUGCGGCGGCGGCGGGCGUCGACAGCGGGAGCGCGUCGUCGGCGUUGACGAGGCGGGACAGCUCCGCCACCGCCGGCGACGGGUACAUGAAGACGAGUUACAGUGACCGCUACUACUCCGAGCUGAGUUCGGUCGCCGCCGACGGCGUCAAAAUGGUCGACGCGGAAAGCUUUUGGAACGUCGUCGACGACUUCUGGGGAACUCUACCGGUUCCAGAUGCUACAUUCUGA